CUUCGCUUACUCUUCGUCACCGCUUCCGAUCCCCAAAUCCCCGUCAACGACAAGGAGAGCUCCAUGGGCGACGCGCGGAAGAAGCCGAAUCCAGCCUCCUCUUCCUCGGGCGAAACCCUAAUCGAAGGGCGCAGGCCCCUGCGAUGCAUCGUCAAGCUCGGUGGGGCGGCGAUCACGCGUAAGAACGAGUUGGAGAGCAUAAACGAGGAGAGUCUUGGAUCGGUUUGUGCUCAGCUGAGAGAGGCCAUGGCGUCGUCCUCAAUCGGAAGUGCUUCGCCGCCGCCGAGGGGAAUUAGCAUGGAUUGGAGUAGGCGGAGCGGAGAUCGAAUUCUUCCGGUGAGCGUCGAUGACUUUGGAGAGCACAGUGCCGUAGAUUUUGAUAACAAUUUCGUCAUCGUCCACGGAGCAGGUUCUUUUGGACACUUUCAAGCUAGUACAUCUGGGGUCCAUAAAGGAGGAUUGCAUUUGCCUCUUGUCAAGGCAGGCUUUGUUGCUACACGGAUUUCUGUGACAUCGCUCAACCUUGAAAUUGUGAGAGCACUAGCACGAGAAGGAAUACCAUCUGUUGGAAUGUCGCCAUUUGCUUGUGGAUGGUCUACGCAGAAAAGAAAUGUUGCUUCAGCUGAUGCUGCUCAAAUUAUCCAUUCGCUCUCUGCUGGUUUUGUACCUGUUCUGCAUGGAGAUGCUGUAUUGGACCACUUGCAGGGAUGUACCAUAUUGAGCGGGGAUGUGAUUAUACGUCAUCUUGCACAGCUAUUAAUGCCCAAAUACGUUGUUUUUCUGACGGAUGUCCUUGGAGUGUAUGACCGCCCACCAUCCGACCCGAAUGCCAUACUUCUCAGAGAGAUAGUGGUAGAUGAAGAUGGGAGUUGGUCUGUCCUCAAACCUACAUUAGAACAACUUAAAAAGGAAGUUGAGAUCACCGUGGCGGCCCAUGACACAACUGGAGGAAUGGAGACCAAAAUAUCCGAAGCUGCAGUGAUUGCGAGGCUUGGAAUUGAUGUCUAUAUUACGAAGGCUGGCACGGAGCACUCCCUGAUAGCUUUGAAGGGGCAGGUGGAUAACGAUACUGAGGAUUGGCUGGGAACUGUAAUACGUUCUUCCAAGCACGCCCCCCUAUCCGCAUGAAUGAUUUGUGCUCAGAACAUUUAACUUUGUGCUUAACUUAGAGUGGGCACCAAAGAGGAUUGGGGUCCACCUAUGAUUUCUUUCUAGAUUUCUUCAUGCCACCACGAGCAAGCCAGGACCAAACAAAAAUUACUAUGAGAUUAGAGCUUAUUUAACCGUUUAACACAUCAUUAUGUACCUGUAUGGCACGCCAUUGAAAUCCAAAUGGAAGCAACACCAGUCAAAAUCAGCAACAGACUGACUAGUCUUCCGAUAUAGGAGACGACUGUAAAGUCUGUUGAUGCGCCUUCAAUUCCAAAAAGGAAUCAGCUAGCUAUUGAACAGCCAAACAUAUUCCAGCCGGCCAUAUAAUAAAAUGUUAUUAGCGUACCAAUUUUAGUUGUUGAUAACAACUGGCUUUCAAGUCUCUUGAUGUAGUCAAUUUUGUAACACACACA
Messenger RNA from Ananas comosus (pineapple), 1565 nucleotides. Its product is annotated as glutamate 5-kinase. The coding region runs from base 64 to 1128 and encodes 354 amino acids. Lineage: Eukaryota; Viridiplantae; Streptophyta; Magnoliopsida; Poales; Bromeliaceae. The transcript is spliced from 12 exons. Gene Ontology annotation, cellular component: cytosol. The record is from RefSeq and is a predicted model, not a curated record. Gene Ontology annotation, molecular function: kinase activity.